GAUCGGGGUGGGGGGGGAGGGAAAAAUAGGUGUUGGGGCCGAGACAUCACACGGAGCCGCGACAUUGGCCGCACGCAUGUAUAAAUCAAAUAAAGUGUUGAUGAGCAAAGGGACCUUGGAGUGCAGGUUCAUAGUUCCUUGAAAGUGGAGUCACAGGUAAACAGAUCCUCGAGACAAGGGUACUGAACACAAGGAGAACAAAUAAUGGGUCUAAAAACCUUUACACACAAUUCUCCAGUCCAUGGUCAAGAGCUCCUUGGAAAAUUAAACAAACUCCGUAAUGAAGGACAUUUCUGUGAUGUAACAAUUCGAGUUCAGGAUAAGAUCUUCCGAGCCCACAAAGUGGUCCUUGCUGCUUGCAGUGAAUUCUUCAGGGCAAAACUUAUAAAUCAAUCAGAUGCAGAUGAGUGCAUUUUGGAUUUGAAUCACGUGACUGUUAGUGGGUUUUCACCAUUGCUAGAAUAUGCAUACACUGCUACACUUGCCAUUAAUACUGAGAACAUUAUUGAUGUCUUGGCAGCUGCAAGCUAUAUGCAGAUGUUUCAUGUAGCAAAUACCUGUUCAGAGUUCAUGAAAUCAAGUAUCCUGUGGAAUACAAGUAGUAAUCCCCCAGGACCUAUUCCUUCACUACCUCAGGAGAGUAGUGGAGCUUGCAUCGUUCAGUCCCACGAUGACAGCCUAUCACCAGUGUCAUCAGAAUGUAGUUCAGUUGAGAAGAGUAAGCCCAGGGAGUCUCGCCGAAAGCGAAAGAAUUUCAUAAUGAUAUCACCAGAGAGUCCUACUGAAUCUGCUGCUCAGCCCAACUGUUCACAAGUUUUAAACGCUUCAGUGACCUUUUCAGAUAGCAACAGGACCCAGCAAUGUGUGGACUCGUCUGUGUCAUUUCAGUGGACAUACCCAUUGGGUGGUGAUCGGCGGACGCAAACUGAAAAAAGUAAACAAACAGAAAAUGCUAGAAUCUCGGAACAGACUGUGAAUGCAGAGGUAACAGGAAGACUACCUGAAUUUACUGCUUGUGAAAGCACAAAAGCAACAUCGUCCCCUGUAAUAGAAGAUGAUGUACGGAUCAAAGUUGAAAGGUUAAGUGAUGAUGAAGGUCAUGAAGUGGUAUCACAACCUGUUAGUGCUUCUCAAAGUUCACUUAGUGACCAUCAAACUGUACCAGGCAGUGAACAAGUUCAAGAGGAUUUAUUGAUCAGCCCACAGUCUUCCUCUAUAGGUUCAGUAGAUGAAGGAGUUACAGAAGGUUUACCAACACUUCAAGGCACUUCCAAUGCCAACAAUCACGCAGAUGAUGAUGAUAGGUUGGAGAGUGGACAGUACUCCUACCAGCUAUACAUCAACCCUUCCACAAGUGGCACGGAGAGACCCAGUCCAAACGGUCCUGAUAAGCCUUUUCAGUGCCCCACAUGUGGUGCAAGAUUUACUCGUAUCCAGAACCUCAAACAGCACAUGCUUAUUCACUCAGGUAUAAAACCCUUCCAGUGUGACAGGUGUGGAAAAAAGUUCACAAGAGCAUAUUCCCUAAAGAUGCAUCGUCUCAAGCAUGAAGGCAAACGAUGUUUCCGAUGCCAGAUAUGUAGUGCAACAUUUACUUCAUUUGGUGAAUAUAAGCAUCAUAUGCGUGUUUCAAGGCACAUUAUUCGAAAACCAAGAAUCUAUGAGUGUAAAACAUGUGGUGCCAUGUUUACUAAUUCUGGAAACUUAAUUGUACACCUGAGGAGCCUGAAUCAUGAAGCAUCUGAGCUAGCAUCCUACUUCCAAGGAAGUGACUUCAUUGUGCCAGACUACCUGAAACAGGAGCAAGAGGAGGCCCUGGGUCAGUAUGAUAUCGGAGACAAUGGUUUUGAUAACAACUCAGCAGUGCAAAUGCCAGUUAUUUCACAAGUGUCAUCCACACAGAACUGUGACACUGGAUUCCCACUCGGACACUUGGCUGGACUUAUGAACAAGGAUGAUGAAAUAAUGGAAGAGCAGAAGACAAAUGGCUCAGAUGUAAAUGGAAUCCUGAGUGCAAGAGAAGAUCUACAUAAGAGAGGUUCUCCAGAGGAAGGGCCUCAUAUCCUUUACAAUUAAAUUAGCCCUCGUAGUUAAACUUCAAUUCUUUUGGAGAAAGUGCCUGGACCUGGAUCAAAUGAUUCUUGGAGCUUUUCUUCCAGACUCUGAACUAUUACUUAAAAUAGGUCAAAAUUGUAUUAUUUGAUCAUCAAAGGUUUCAGACAUGUCAAUGGGCCUUCACUUAUUUAAAGCACAUUAAACCACACGUUCUUAAUUCACACAGCAGGCCUCGACCUUGGAAGAAGCAGUGGUAUAGCUCUUGAACAACUUACAGCAAGCAGCACCUUUUAAAGAUGUUUUACAUUAUACUUUCAUAAAGCUGCUAAGUCAUAUUGGCAUCAAGGGACACAUACUAGGAUCAAAGUUUGAAAUGCUGCAUUGGUGGAAAGGAAAAACUCAUCUGAUUUUACCUGCAUCAAGUCACUGGAAACAUAACAAGUAUUUAAAUACUACAUAAACAUUAUCUGCCUAAACCAAUUUUGACAGAUAUGUUAAAUACUUUUUUAAAAAAAAAUUGAAUGAUAUUCACAGGGUAUGAAAAUUCAAAAUAUUCCAUCAAUAAGUGGAUUUUUUCCAGCAAAAAAUACAUUUAUACAAUAAUACAAACCUUUUUAAUCAAUAAGAAUUUGAAGUUGGCAUUUUGAAUACAAAUGCUAGUCUGGCUAUCUAUUCCUGAAAUGUCGCCGCUUUUAAUGCACUCCAAAUUGUGCCAUAUGCCUAUCUGUACAAUCAGAUGGUUUUUGGUUACUUGUUCAAAGUACCACCUAAUGAUGGGAGUAGCGGAAGGGAAGAGUUGCUGAAAAGCCAUGAACACUUUUCAGUCAGCCACCUGGCCUUUUGAAGAGUCAUUUGACCGUUACAUUCCUGACUGAAAAUUAAUGUUCAAGUCGCUGUUUUUCCAGUUCAGGAAAGUAAAAAAGAUUUUGUUCAGCAUAACAGUGAUAAAAUUCAUGUCUUUUGAGAGGAAAAUUAUGAUAAAUUAGUUUCCUGGCCAACUGGGUGAGGAACCUUGAGGGAUCCAUCAAGAUUCGGUUCCAGGGCUAUUAAAUAUUUGGCUCUGACCUAGUGCCACCAAAGUGUGACCUUUUUUACAUCUAUGUAAUUUAAAACUAGAAAUAUUCAGAUGUUUUCCAGUGCAUAUUUUACUAUAAAUCUGAACUAAUGGUGAAUGCAUAUUCCCUUCAGAAGUGUUUAGCUACUUUUUAGUCUCUUGUAACUUGUGGAUGUGCGUUAACAUUGACACCACAGUUGGUGGCACGUUAGUGAAGAGUAUUUUCAGGGAGCUUGUUUGCCUUGGCUGUUGUUGAAUCAGUGGUUUAUUGCAAACUUUUCUAAAACUGAAGUUUUUUGUGCUAACAGAUAGCUGGUUUUAAGCUUAAAUGUUCAAACUUAGAUUUCUACAGCUGUUAAAGAUUUUUUUAAACAAUCUACACAAUUUGCUGUUUUGUGACGUGUUCACCUUUUUGAAGGUGUAAAUUACAAUUGUUGAUUCAUUUGUUAAUAUGUGCAUAGGAUCAUGUAAUAUUUUGACAAUCUGAAAGCAUGCUGUGAUUGAUUAAAGCAUGUGUGUUUUUCUUUAUUUUUUAGUAACUUCUGUAGUCUUGGUAUUGAAAAUAUUUAGGAAGUAGCAGUCCUGAGAGUAAAGCACAGAUAACGAUGAUUGUUUGGGUUGUGUUCAAAUAAAUAUAUUCAGUUAUGUGUUAACCUUACCAGCAAUACUGAAAGAUUCCUGUCUGGGUAGCCAGAGUACCUUGUAGAGAAGUAGAAGCUGAAGGUUUUCUGGAAACAGAUGGAAAACCCUCUUCGUGUUAAUUUUGUAUGUGAGGAGUAUAACUAAAUGUAACACUAACCAUACAUAGAAUUGGAUGUUUAUCAUAAAGAUGUUUGACAAUCCAACUUUGUCAGGUCAGUCAUGUGGUGGUAAGGAUUCUGUAUUCCCUCAGUUAUGUUGCUUUCCAUUCUGCAAGUGUAGUAGUUUCUAUGACUAUCAAACUGUUCAACAUCCAAAAAAAACGUUCACUGAUUAGUUGCAGAGAUUUUUGUUUGAUGAAAAUCUUUGGUGUUCUUAAACAUUAUAACCGAAGAUGUUUUAAGUAAUUCCAAAAACACUACCUUGCUGUUUUAGUUUAAUUUUAGCCUAUUUGUCACAUGAAUCAAACUUUGGAGCUUAUAUUGUUUAUUUUUAAAACAUAUGCAUGUUAAUUAUAGAAUGGGCUGUACUGCAGUGACUAUCUUAUUGUAAACAUCUGAGUAACCAGCAUUGCAGCUCUCAUGAUUUACUUUUAUUGUAACUUCAAAAUAUAAAUAAUCCUACAUAUCACAUUUCUAUUGGUUUUUUCAGUCCAGUCUUUCAGCAGUCAAGGAAUAUCCUUUUAUUCAUUACAAGUGAAAGGUACAGCCAGGAUAAUUUUGUCAUUUCUGUGCGUUGUGCAAAGGUUUUUGAAAAGUACUGAAACAAUAGUUGCAUUUACAUGCUAAAAAACACCUUUACAAGUCAACACAAGGGAAGUGGAUGCCUAAGCGGGAAGAUUUUAGCAACAGUGGAUGUUUUUACAAAAAUACCAUGUUGCUUAUCUUGUUACAUUUAUUAAUGUAUCAUGUUUUUAAUUGUUUUCCAUUACUAAAAGGUUCUAGCAUACCAGAGGGGGUGAAUGGUAAUCAACCAUUCAUGAUGAUUGCUAUUCUAAACUAAAAGAAAUUUGUAGGUACAGUCAGUGAUACUACAGUAAUUGUCCAGUUUGUUUACAUGGGCAUGAAUAAAAUUAAAACAUUUGUGUAUCUGUAGUAGUAGAUGCUGAAGUAGUUUCUUUUUAAUUGCAUUUAUAUACUUUGCAUUCUUGGAAAGCCCAGCACUUUGUCACUCUACAUUUUGGUGAUCUUAAACUCAUAUUCCCAUCACUGCCAUAAACUGUUUCAAGGACAUUAAUAAAGCUGAGCCUACAGUGUCCCUGUUGUGGUCACCUACUUGUACAUACUGUAUAGUCUAAUGACUUGGAAAUAUUGCUAACAUGUUGAGCAAGGAUUCAGAUGGAAUUUUUGAUAGUAUGAUUGUCAGUAAAUUGGAUAUUUUUUGGCUUGAAAACCUGUUUUUUGUCGGUUUGACUCCAUGACAGGCUAGUAUUUUAAAUCAUAGCCAACAUUGAUUUUUUUUUAAAGUCCAGUUUUAAUUUGUUUGAAUGAUAAAUGUAAGAAGCUUUCUGUUCUGGCUAUGGUUUCACUAUAUUCAUCCUGUUGUGGGGUGGGCCUAUAUGUGUGUGUGUGUGUGUGUGUGUGUGUGUGUGUGUGUGUGUAUAUAGGGAAAAGUUCACAUAUUCUAUUUUCAUGCUCAUAUGGUCACAAGAGGCAAGUAGCACUGUAUAAAGUUUGAUAAAAUAAUACUGCAGUUGAUAAUCUGUGUGGAAAUUAUAAAUAAAACUCUUUACCAUUAUAUACUGCAUACUGUGGUGUGCAUGUUUUUGUCAAAAUAAAAAUAUUCUUUUCACAGUCAAACACUUUUUAAAAAAAAUCUUCGGUCUAUUAUAUUUAUAUUGAAACUGUGUAACUGUAGAAAACCAAGUCGGUGUAACUGUUUUUAACAACUAACCCAAAUAAAGUGAAGGCCAAACUUAUGGCA
This is a messenger RNA of Hemiscyllium ocellatum (epaulette shark), 5671 nucleotides long. Its product is annotated as zinc finger and BTB domain-containing protein 44-like. The record is from RefSeq and is a predicted model, not a curated record. The coding region runs from base 205 to 2076 and encodes 623 amino acids. Gene Ontology annotation, biological process: positive regulation of gene expression; regulation of transcription by RNA polymerase II. Lineage: Eukaryota; Metazoa; Chordata; Chondrichthyes; Orectolobiformes; Hemiscylliidae. Gene Ontology annotation, molecular function: protein binding; RNA polymerase II cis-regulatory region sequence-specific DNA binding; DNA-binding transcription factor activity, RNA polymerase II-specific. The transcript is spliced from 7 exons.